AUGCCAUCCGUGAACGAUUCUUCGGCCACACGGCCUAGCGGUUCUAGCUCGAGGUCGGACCAGCUCACAUACUACAAAGCGCAAUAUGAGCAGCUGGAGGCCGAGCUGUCCGAGUUCCAGGCUUCCAGCCGCGAACUGGAGGCCGAGCUGGAAAAGGACAUCGAGGCGUCGGAGAAACGCGAACGGCAGCUGAAGGAGCGGCUGGAAAACUUGAGAUACGAGAUCGACGACUGGAAGUCCAGAUACAAGCAGGCUAAGUCGGAGGCCAGCGCGGCUCAGAACACGCUGCAGAAAGAGAUUACCAAGUUGCGCGAUGGCAACCGCACCCUGCAACUGAAAUUGCGCGACAUCGAAGUAGCGAAUGAUGACUACGAACGCCAGGCCCGCCACACCACGUCAUCCCUGGAGGAUCUGGAGCAGAAGUACAACAUGGCGAUCGAGCGCAGCGUCUUACUUGAAGAAGAGGUCAAGAAUGGAGAAAUGGAGCGUGAGAGUCUACGGAUCGAGAACCAGCGUCUUCGUGAUGAAUUGUCGGAACAAAGGGUCGAAGCUGAGAUUCUCUCGGAGAAGCUUCGACACGAACAGAACGGCGGUCGCCGCAGAAAGCCUGCGUCGUUGAUCUACCGCACACCGUCCACACCGCAGACACCCGAGAUCUUCGAUCGCACUCUCGGCGCUCCGACCGUGUCUAGUCCUAUGUUCCAGACACCACCGAUCAAGAAUGCUCUUAUGACCGUGGCUGCGACUCCUCCUUCCCCACCGAUGUCUGAGGCGUCGGUCACUGUCCCAACCAGUAUGCGCAAGACUGCCAGCGCCACCCCCGGAUUCCCGUUCAAGAAGGCAGGUGGUGGCGCGCAGCUGGGUUCUCGGUCGAUGUAUGAUUCGAAGAAGACCCCGAAGAAGACUCGCGGUUCCACCUUCACUGCCAAUAACACUCGUCCCAAUGCAACGACCCUGCCCUUUGCGAGCGCGUUCCAGCCCGGAGGUAUCAGCACCAAUGACCCCACCUCGUCCGCCAGUAUCAGCAAUGACCGGUCAACCACACUGCCCAAGUCGGGAUCUCUGUAUCAGAUCCGCGGCCUGAUCGGCAAGAUGCAGCAGCUUGAGGAGCGAGUCCACUCCGCCAAGUCCAAACUCCCGGCACCCUCUGAUUCGCCGUCUCGUGUCUCGUCGCGAUCUGGUUCUAUUGUGGGUGACAGCCCAGUCUCCUCGACGAUUACCAUGCGCCAGAACUCGGCACGGAAACGGGUCAGCGGCAGUAGUUUCAGCUCGUCGGUGCGUGAAGGCGACACGGCGUCAUCUUAUAACACGCGACCAUCAUUUGGCACUCGAACCCAGGGCGACAGUCGACCCAGCAGUCGUACCAGCUACUCGAGUUCUUUCAGCCAGAGCACCCAUCCCAGCGUUGCACCUUCGAAUCACUCGGCACGUCCCGAAAGCCGACAGAGUCGGACCAAGACGCCUUUGGGACAUUUUUCGACCAAUCCCACCACUGAAAGUCGGCGCCCAAGGUCCUCACUCAGCAACCCUUCGGUACAAAAUGGCCAGGUAAAUGGGAUGUCCAACAUUGAUGAAGAUGAGGAUUUGGCGUUCAAAAUGUCCGUGCGAGCGAAAAUCAGCGAGGCUCGUGAGAUGCGCUUCCCUUCGUUUUCCCCUUCGUUUUCCUCUUCGUUUUCCUCUUCGUUUUCCACACCUAUCAACCCGUCCACACCCACCAACCCGGUGAAGACGGUGAAGAAACGCACGCCUAGCGGGAUUCCGGCACCACCGCGAAGCUUCCGGACCAGCACCAACUCUCAACCGAAGUCCAAUGUUGGUGAUCUGGGCGAGACCUUUUAG
Messenger RNA from Aspergillus homomorphus CBS 101889, 1839 nucleotides. RefSeq names its product nuclear distribution protein NudE (gene nde1). Gene Ontology annotation, biological process: cell migration; mitotic centrosome separation; chromosome segregation. Gene Ontology annotation, molecular function: microtubule binding. Lineage: Eukaryota; Fungi; Ascomycota; Eurotiomycetes; Eurotiales; Aspergillaceae. Gene Ontology annotation, cellular component: centrosome; kinesin complex; kinetochore. The coding region runs from base 1 to 1839 and encodes 612 amino acids. The record is from RefSeq and is a predicted model, not a curated record. The transcript has 2 exons.